Messenger RNA from Ceratotherium simum simum (southern white rhinoceros), 1249 nucleotides. It is a transcript of the gene PRELID2, whose product is annotated as PRELI domain containing 2. Lineage: Eukaryota; Metazoa; Chordata; Mammalia; Perissodactyla; Rhinocerotidae. The record is from RefSeq and is a predicted model, not a curated record. Gene Ontology annotation, cellular component: mitochondrial intermembrane space.
CCCCGCGCCUCUUUGGCCGCCUGGGUGUGGACGCCUGCGGCCCGGGGCAGAGCUGGGGCGGCGCGGUGCGGCGCUGGCGGAGGCGCGGCGGGCGCGCGGGCAUGGGGGUCACGGUGGACGUGCACCAGGUGUACAAGUACCCCUUCGAGCAGGUGGUCGCCAGCUACCUCCGAAAGUAUCCCCACCCCAUGGAUAAAAAUGUCAUCUCUGUAAAAAUUGUGGAGGAAACAAGAGAUGUGUCAACAGGGAUCAUCUAUAGAAAGAGGAUUGCAAUCUGUCAGAAUGUGAUUCCAGAAAUUUUAAGGAAGGUGAGCAUUUUAAAGGUACCUAGUAUCCAGUUAGAAGAGGAAUCGUGGCUCAAUCCUCAGGAAAGAAACAUGGCUAUGCGGAGUCACUGCCUUACGUGGACACAGUAUGCAUCUAUGAAGGAGGAGUCUGUCUUCCGGGAAAGUACGGAAAAUCCAAAUUGGACAGAGUUUGUUCAGAGAGGCAGGAUUUCGAUCACAGGGGCUGGCUUUCUGAACUACAUUUUGGAAACUUUUGCCAGCACCUUCUUAAGACAGGGAGCCCAAAAGGGAAUUAGAAUAAUGGAAAUGCUGCUAAAGGAACAGUGUGGUGCCCCCUUAGCCGAAUAAAGAAUCAUCAGGGAGCCGUGUUGUGUUUACUUUUGCUCGAGAAACACUUCUUGGACACAGCACAUCAAAGACGCAGUUUUUGGAUGCAUUGUCGGCAGCUUAAAGAAGAGGACACCUUCCUGCCAGGACAUGAAAUGAUACACUCCCCUGGGAGCCUGCCCCAAAUAACAGCACUCGUGGAGAUGAGCCCUUCUAGCUGAUUUUUAUGGCACAGUCUCCUUACGAUUUUACAAAUAAAGGAAAAACCCCACAGAAAGUGAUGUCCGCCCUACUUCAGGAUGUCCUGCUGAUUGCCUGGUGACCGUGUCAGGACAGCCGAGGACAGGCUAGAGGCCUGAAGAGCGGUGCUUGGGCCUUUCUGUUAUCUGCGUCAUUGCUCAUAGGAUUCACGAGAGGAUUCUGGGACAAAUAAAGGAGCUGAACUGGAUACUUGAUUCAUAGGUGGCCUGGAACAGACAGGAAUGUACCAGACCUGUGUUGAAGCUAAGCCAUAUUUAUAGUAACAUUUAAGAUUCCUCGAAAUCAGGAGCAUUUGAUUUCUACCCAUAAGUACUACAUAACUGCCAUCAGUAUAGCUUUUAUAAUGUAGCAUGUGAGCUGUGAGUUGGUCCUCU